This is a messenger RNA of Zootermopsis nevadensis, 7370 nucleotides long. RefSeq names its product Remoulade (gene Remo). Gene Ontology annotation, molecular function: G protein-coupled receptor activity; protein binding. Gene Ontology annotation, biological process: G protein-coupled receptor signaling pathway; cell surface receptor signaling pathway. Gene Ontology annotation, cellular component: plasma membrane. The record is from RefSeq and is a predicted model, not a curated record. NCBI's taxonomy places the organism in Eukaryota, Metazoa, Arthropoda, Insecta, Blattodea, Termopsidae.
GGAGGGUAUACUUUUCUACCCCUAAAGCAACCAAUUGGACAAAAACCUAUGUUGGUAAUCUGUGACUAGAACCAAUACCGUUUCAGUGUUAUAUUUCAACAUGGCGUGAGGUAGAACUGUCAUACCAAUGUGCUUGCUGGCAAAAACAGAAAAUGUAACUUAUGUUGUGUGAUCUUUUUAAAAUUAUUGUUUCUGAAAGUUCUUCAUGUUAAACAUGGGCCGGUCUGAGACGAUCCGCGCUUGUGUGGUAUAUAUCGUGUCAGGUGGAUUGUGACCUAUGACUAUGAAUGUUGUUUAAGAGACACGAUGAAGCAUGUAAGAAAAGAGAAAGAACUGUUAUGGACGGUGUUGGCCCUGCUUCUUUAUGUUCAAGAAAUUGAUUUAUUAGAACAGACAGUUAAUUGUCCACCACAGUGUGUAUGCACCAAGGUUCGAUCGCGACCUACUGUGGUCUUCAAGUUGAAGUGUGGAGGUGGAGAUAGGAAAGUUUCUUCAAUUGAGGAAUUAAAUCUGCAAGACUUUCCAUUGGAUAUAUUUUAUUUGGACCUUUAUGACAAUAACAUCAUGCAUUUGCCUCGGGAUGCCUUCUCAUAUCUGCCAAUGUUACAAAAACUGAAUUUAAGCAGAAGUCAUAUCCAUACAAUUGAUAAUGAGGCAUUUUCAAAUUUAACAACUCUGAAAAGAUUGGAUUUAUAUGGCAACAGGUUGAAGAUUAUUAAUGCACUCACAUUUGUGGGACUGGAGAGUUUAGAGAAACUGGUGUUAAGCCUGAAUUCUAUUGGUAGGAUACAAGAUGGAACAUUUGAUGAACUGGUCUCUUUGAAGCAGCUGGAUCUGUCAGGCAACCCUCUGAUAUGUGAUUGUGAGCUUGGAUGGCUGCUGGAAUGGGCUCGAAAUGUGUCUGUAAAAUUAAUUUCAUCACCAAAAUGUGGAGGACCUCCCGCUUUAAGAGGACAGCCCAUCCGCAAGCUGCAACUAGAUACAGACUUCCAUUGCAAUUGGACUUUGGCUGGAUCAGGCAGUGGAACACUGUUGGAACUGGAACCUGCUCACAGUCAGGUUGUGUUUGCCGGUGAUUCUCUGAAACUGCGAUGUCGAGCUCCAACUGCUGGGACUAUGGUAGGUGAGAGGAGUAUUGCUAAUGUAGUUUGGAUGUGGGGUGGUCAGGAUCCAGCUGAAGUAUUUGAAGAAAUUCGUGUUAAAAACCGUUACAUUGCAGACAGCGGUUUAGUUGAAAGCUCACUUAGCAUCCAGCACCUUCAGCACGACCACAGUGGAAAAUGGAAUUGUAGACUUGUGUCAGAAGAAGGAAACCAAACACAAGCUAUUUCAGUGAUUGUUAUCUCUGAAGACACUCGUUAUUGCCCGCAGACAGUGACCUCAAAUAACAAGGGUGUGUACACGUGGCCAAAGACAGUUGUAGGGUACACAGUUGAGCUUCAGUGUGAGGGAGAACAACUGAGUGGUAUUGGAUUUAGACCACCUUUCAGGGCUCGAUAUACCUGUGCAGAAUCUGGAAUUUGGGAGCAGCUUAAUACAACUAUAUGCCCUUACGUGAGUGAGACCACCAAGAUUCUGGAGCAGUUUUCCAAGGUAAAUCUAAGCGUAGCAAAAGGCAGUGUGUUGGAGAGUGCAAAACGAUUAAAAAACUUCACUAGCAAUGACAAACAACUUCAAGAUAAAAUGGAUGUGGUGUUCAUCUCUAAAACUAUUGAAAAUUACCUGGAAUAUGUUACAAAAGAGAGAGAGUUGGGUUCGCACCUUGUGGAUGUUGUAAGUACACUUAUGCACCUGCCAAAAGAAUUGCUGACUGCCGCACAAGAAGAGGAUCAUGCAUGCACUCGCUUAGUAAGGGCUGUGGAGCUGAUAGCAGAGUUCACUCCUUCACUGCACAAGUCAAACCUGGCUGUAGAGGAGUACCGUGUGAACAGAGAGAGAUUCAGUGGUCUCUCAUGCACGUGGUAUACGCACUCAGGAAAAAAUGCUGGUCAUCUGUUCCACUGUUCUACCAGCAAUACAUCAGCUUUACUUGGGUCUAAGGUCAUAGAAGCUUCUAUCCAUGUACCAGCGUCUUUGUUUUACCAACUUGAGGUGCAAGGAUACUCUUUUAACUCUGAACAGCAGCUGUUGGUAUCCAUGUAUGAGAACAACAAAUUGUUUCCACGAAUCCACCCAGACUCAUCCCAACAAGAUGGUAGAGAUAUUACAUCAUGCGUCAUUGGCACAAAAUUAGUGGGGAUGGAGGUUCAGAAUUUAACACAUCCUGUGUAUGUAAUGCUGAGAGCCCCAUUGCUUUACCACUCAUCUGGCUCGCCCAAACCUGUGUGGUGGGAUGCAUCCCUAAACAAUGGUACAGGUGGCUGGAGUCAAACAGGAUGUCAGUUGUCUCAUCUCUUACAUGGUCUGUUGGUAUUCCAAUGCAACAGAUUUGGCUACUUUGGUCUCUUACAGAAAGAUGUCUUUCUCUAUGACUACAUGGGAAGGGUGGCUGGAGCCAAAUUUAGAUUUUCACAUCCUGCAGUUUAUGUUGGCAGCGCAAUUGGAGUUAUAAGCUUGAUGGUGGCCAUUGUAACAUAUGUAAUCUGUCAUGCUUCUAUUCAGAUGUCAAAGAAAACAAAACACUCGCUGGUCAACACUUGGAUUGCAGUUGCUCUCCUUUGUUUUAUGUACAGUUUGGGUAUCCAUCAAACAGAAGAUGUGAAAAUAUGUCAAGGAGUUGGAUUGCUCCUGCAUUAUUUAACAUUAUCAUCUUUAUUAUGGAUGGCUGUUACAGCCAGCAAUGUGUACAAGAGGCUGAACAAAUCAGAUUCGUUAGACUCUGCUCCUGAAGAUGAACUUCCUCCUGACCAGCCAGUGGCUCAGAAACCUCUCCUCGGUCUAUAUCUGGUGGGCUGGGGCAUUGCUCUUAUUGUGUGUGGCAUAUCAGGUGCAGUGAACAUGAGGGACUAUGCAGGCUAUUCGCAUUGCUUUCUUAUGCCAGGUCCUGCUCUCAGUGCAGUGUUUGUCCCCAUGGGAGUGUUAGUCUUAUUCCUCAUGGUCUUCUUUCUCCUCAUAUAUUGUGGUAUUCAGAACCUAGACACCAAUGGACAGCUUUCUGAAGGUACCCAAGUGACAGAAAAUGUAGAUUUGGAUUUGUUGGAUUCCAACAUUAUGACCACAGCAACAAUAGAGCACGCAAGUAUGCGCAGUGCAUCAACUCCAACAGCAUCUAGUGAUGUUGAAGAUAUGGAACAUUCACCACUGAGCCAAUUGAAAGCUCACGUCAUUGUCCUGCUUUUGUACCUCUUGAUGUGGAUCUCUGCUGCAUUUGCAACUGCCAGGCCAUUUCAGAAUUAUCUCUCGUAUGAGGAGAUUAUUUUUAGCGUUCUGUAUGGUCUGUUGGCAUCGUGUUUGGGAAUGUUUAUUUCAUUCUACUACUGCAUAGCCAGGAGUGAUGUACGAGCUCAAUGGCACCUGAUGGAAUGCUGGUGCAGAAGGCGACGUGGUCGUUGUUGCCGUACCAGGAGUAUCUCUGACACCAAUCCAACGCUUCCAACUUCCCAACCACUUGCACCAAUUACUAAUGUUGGACCAUGCACUGGUAAUCAAGCCCAACCUGUAUCAAGUUCUAACAGUAUUAAUUCCUCUGCCCACACUGCCAAGUCCCAUAAUAGCAGUGUUGCCAAAGCUGCAGUUGAGUUGAAUGGAACAGCGAAAUUUGAUUUUGAGUCAGGUGGGAAGAUAUCCAAUGUUAACUUGGUAGUUCUUCACAGACAACAAUAUCGUUCCAACAACAGUGUCACAACAUUUACUGAAGCAUCUGGAGCAAGUGGAGCAGAGAUGUUCUACAACCCUCAUCAGAGUACAGUAGCGCGCAAGUUCUUCAGGAAGCAACGUCGACACAUGAAACACAACAAUUUAGGAGCACGGAGAAGGGGUGAUGGUGGAGGGGGUACAAGCGAUGGUGGUUCCAACACUCGAGCUGAAAGUGCCGUAUUUCUUUCUUCAGACAUGGAGAAUGCUAGUGGCAAUGUAGCAUCCAGUAUUUAUGCCCAAGGUUCGAAAGUUAAUAACACAAACAUUCACAUUGAGCAUCCACAUCACUCUUCUCGACACAAGGAUUCUAAGUCACAGAAUCCUAAUAUUUUGACUGAUAGUGGAGGGGAUGAAGGUGGUGUCGAUAGCCAUGGAUUGCCAUUGGAGAGGUUGGUGAUUGGUGCCGAAGAGUCUAGCACUUCAGCUCCAGUGAACAACGAUGGGACAGCUAGGGUUCCUAGCUCUUGUUCUGGCUCAUUGCCAUCAGACAGAAUUAAUUCAGUUGAUGAAAUGCCAGAUGUAACUUUGAUGACAACAGAGUUCAGUGAAGUGGUAAAUGAAAUACAACAAGUUAAAGACAAAGGUGACCAUAAUAUAAAGUGUUGUUCAGACAGUUCGUGUUGCAAACUUCCAAUACAUAGGACAUCUAGUAGUGCACUGACAGCUUCAUGCGCUGCAGAGAAUCACAAGACUGAAGCCCAGCAUGAAGCUGUCAGCAGAAAUGACAGUCCAGAUGUGUGUAAGGAUUCAGUGGUUUGGAAUGCCAACUGCAGUGAAACUAGUGCACAUCUGAAUACUGCAAGUAUGGACUCCGAGCAUAAAUUUCUUGGCCAUAAUUGUUCUGCUUUGUCUGAUAGUGAUUUAAAAAGUAACCUGGUAAAACAUGUAUGUCAUAAUUAUCUGCAUGGGAAGAAUCAGAAACAUUCAAAACAAGACAGAUGUUACAGUGAUGUUGAUAAUGUUGAGACAGGCGAGGUAUUUGUUGGAAAGCAGAAACCUGAGAUUUUUCUGAAGAGAAAGAAAUUGAGUUUACCAUCUAGGCAGUUAACAGGGUAUGAUUGUGAAGAAGGUGUAGAAACUGUUGAUGUGCCAACACUAAACAAAAAGGAGACCAGUGUCUAGAAUGGGAUAUUUCACAUGCCACAUAUGAACAAAAGACACUGUGACCUACUGCUUUAAUCAUAUAUUAUACCAAGGUAAGCUACUACUUGUAGAACCUAUAAAGAAAAAAUGAUACUCUGAUAAAGCAUCAAAGACAUACAUAAUAACCCUUGAAAGCACAAAGUUUAUCUAAGUACUAUAAAAUUAAUUUUAUACCUCAAAGAAAAUGCAUUUCCGUUAUGAAGGUAAGUUGAUGAUGUUUAGGAAAAUAAUUGCUAUUUGUUCUUAAAAUUAUAUAAAACUCAUAAAUAUGCUCUGUAAGCAAAAUGCUCAGUUAUUGAAUGUUUAAGCAGGUGGUACCUUUGUGCUUUAAAGGGAUAUAAGGUACUUUAAGAAAUGCUGUUUUUGGUUCUCUCGAAGAUAGAACUUCCAAGAGUGUCAGUGCCUGCAGUAUAUUAAGUUUUUUUCCCCUAAGGAAAUGUUUUUAUUUUCUUUUAUCGUGCCAUAUUGUCUUAUGAAAUAUGCAAAUUCAAAUAAAACUGCAGUGCACGGAGCAGACUGAGCAACAGAUUAAAUAAUAGUGUCAACAACAGCUAACUUGGAAGUAAUUACACAUCAGGUGCCAAAAUCAGGUGCUUGCAAGAUGGUGUCUAAUUUGUCAGAGUUAAAAAGAAAAGUUGAUCAGCCACAAAAAGAAUUAGGACAGAACAUGGGAAAUUCAAAUUAAAUAGCACGUGUUUUGUGGGAAUAAAUUACUAAAAUUGUAGGAAAAUUAAUGGGGCUGAAAAGUAAAUUACGUAAAUGACAGGAAGAUGUGUAUUCCAGGAUUAUAAAUAUGGGGUUUUACUCUGUUUUUUUAAUGCAGUCACCAAGUUACCUGUUUUAGGUAUUUCUGACCUUACGUUCACUGCCAGUUUAUGUUCGUAUGUUCCUUAAAAUGCCAUGAACUGCUCACCUCUGUGGUAAUAUAUCUGAUUUUGUAGGCGUAUAUAUUAUUUUCCAUGAUAUUGCUUAGAUCUGAUUGGGCUAAUAUGCCUGUAAAGGAUAGAGUAAAGUCACAAACUACGAUGCAUCACAUCUGUCAAGGAUGGAGGUCAGUUUCAGUGUUGGUACUGAUAUUUGAGGGAUAUUGCAGUUUAGGUCAUAAUACCGAUAUGAUAUUGGAAGGGGGUGCAAUUUAGACAAAUGUUUAAUAUUCCUCGCUAGUAUGACAGUAUGAUGACAGUGUACUUCACAAGGAUAGUGAAUUUCCUUGCAAAAAUAGUUUCUCUGUAUGUGCUCCAGAUGAUAACAUUUUAUAGCUAUUUUGAAAGUUGCCAGACAUUGAAACAUCUGAUAAGUUGCUGUCUGCAUGUAAGGAGAUACUCAGAAGUUAUUAGAAUAUAUUUAUAAAAUAAGAUUUAUUUAAGUGAUAAAAUGUUGCAUUGUCCUCUUCAAAGUACUUCGUUGGGAGUUAAUACACCAAACCAAGGGCUUCAAUCAUUAGUGGAAGCUUGUCUUUUGCAGAACAAUUAAGUACCUGCUGCAAAUUUUUCUGAAUCUCCAAGACAUUAAAUGUAAUUUCUUUGAGCUUGUUUCUUUGAAAAGAGUAUGUAGCAGAGAUGAAGGUCUAAGGAGUAAAGGUGUGAAAGAUUGCAGUCAUCAUGUUCUUGUUCAACAGAUGACUGUGAGCAGGUGCGUUGUCAUGAUUAACCACCCAAUCUCCAUUUCUCAGGGUGGUUUUGGUGGACUUUUCUCUGUAGAAGCUAUAGCAUGUCUCUGUUUGUUGGUAGUUUGACCUGAGAGAUUGAAUUUAUGAUGCUUAACCCUGUCACAUUUAAAAAAAACACUCCAUAUGUUCUUGCCAUUCGAUGAGACUUGUCUUGCCUUGUUUGGACAUGGUAUCUGCAGAAAGUUUCAUUGUGAUUACUGAUUUUUUUUUUCUGAUUUGUACCUAUCUUCUUCAGAGGCUCUUUGUAAUAUGCCACAUGUUUAAGAAGCAGUUUUACCAAUCUUGAAGCAAAACUUUUAUGCAUAUUCUUUGUCAUCUUAAGUCAAUUAUUUAAGUAUACUGAAAAAUAUGUAAUACACACGUUCAUUGAACAGCUUCAGAUGUAUGACAGUAAAACAUGUGUGGCAAACUACUUGUCAAAGUAUAUUUGCUAUCUCCAUUUAGCUGGAGAAGUCUUCAUCAUUACAGAGCAUUCUCAUAAAUUUUUGGUUUUGUCUCUUCAGUUGCUGACUACAUAUGAAUACAAUUUAAUCUGGUGAAUAGUGGUAAAGGUUGAUAAUUAUGUCAUCUCUUUAUUAUGACUUUAUUUGCUGGUUUUGCAUUUGGAAAGAAGAAGGGUCAUGAAAAUUUUAUAGUAAUAUUGUAUAUCUAUUAACCUCUUGUAUUUCCAUCUUGCAUUCAGUCCAGUGAGUCUGAUAUUAUAUAUAGUCUGUUAAUAUAAGGACUGUAACAAAUAUAAUUUAAUACUCUGUGAACAUAAUAA